Molecule: messenger RNA, 729 nt
Organism: Microthlaspi erraticum
Lineage: Eukaryota; Viridiplantae; Streptophyta; Magnoliopsida; Brassicales; Brassicaceae
Source: the annotation of a GenBank genome assembly
AUGGAGGAGGAGAAGCUAGAGAUUGUCGGACCAUUGGAGGAGCCGUUGAUGGAAAACAUCGUACCGGAGGAGAUCAACGGCCUGGAUUCGCUUUCUUCGUCAGAUACUGAUAGCGAGAAACCAGAUUCUCCCGUUCCCAUCAAUGCUCCGAUCUACCGGAUGUUUGGCAGAGAACGACCAAUCCACAUGGUUCUCGGCGGAGCUGCUGAUGUGUUGCUAUGGAGGGACAAGAUGGUCACCGGAGGAUUACUCAGUGCCGUGACUGUGAUUUGGUUGUUUUUCGGAUUCGGUCAAUGUCGUCUUCUCACAUUUGUUUGUCGCGGCUCGAUCCUCUUUCUGCUUCUCUCAUUCCUCUGGUCCCAUGCUCUCAACAAAUCUCCAGAAAACAUAAUGGAGAUUUACAUCCCUGAGAAGCCAUUACUCCAAGCUGCUUCUGCAUUGACCUUUGAGCUUAACUGUGCUUUUGCAACCUUAAGGAGCAUUGCGUUGGAGAGAGACAUCAAGAACUUUGCAGUGGCACUCAUAGGACUUUGGAUGGUGUCGAUCAUUGGAAACUGGUUCAGCUUCGUGUCAUUGCUCUACAUCUGUUUUGUUCUAAUUCACACGGUGCCAAUGCUCUAUGAGAAGUUUGAAGAUGAGAUUGAUCCAAUUGCAGAGAAGGCUGUGAUUGAGAUGAAGAAGCAUUUCCAAGUUUUUGAAGCCAAGUAUUUAAGUAAGAUCCCUCAUUAG